GAUUGAUAAGGUCCCUUUCUCUGUAAAAAAAAACAGGAGCGGAGCAACUCUGUUGCAGAAGCGUGAUUUUGGCGACUUACAGUGGGAGGAAACAACAAUAAUGGCUUCUUGUCUUGUGACGACAAGCAGUUUCUGUACUGUUUCAGAUUCUAGUAUACGUUUGAAAUCCUCCAAGCUUGUCCAUCUGAGUAAUCAGCAGAGAAGACGCUCUCUUGGUUCACGAGGUGGUUUAAAGGUUGAAGCUUACUAUGGCCUAAAGACCCCUCCUUAUCCUCUUGAUGCUUUGGAACCGUACAUGAGCCAAAGAACACUAGAAGUGCAUUGGGGAAAACACCACCGAGGCUACGUGGACAAUCUAAACAAACAGUUAGGGAAAGAUGAUAGACUCUAUGGAUACACCAUGGAAGAGCUUAUCAAGGCCACAUACAACAACGGGAAUCCUUUGCCUGAGUUCAACAACGCUGCACAGGUUUAUAACCAUGAUUUCUUCUGGGAGUCAAUGCAACCUGGUGGUGGAGAUGUGCCUAUAAAAGGUGUUCUUGAGCAGAUUGAGAAAGAUUUUGGGUCGUUUACGAAUUUCAGAGAGAAGUUUACUAAUGCUGCUCUUACUCAGUUUGGUUCUGGCUGGGUCUGGCUUGUUUUGAAGAGGGAAGAGAGGAGACUUGAAGUGGUGAAAACCUCAAACGCCAUUAACCCACUUGUGUGGGAUGAUAUUCCAAUCAUCAACUUGGAUGUGUGGGAGCACUCUUAUUAUCUGGACUACAAGAACGAGAGGGCUAAGUACAUAAACACGUUUCUGAACCAUUUGGUGUCGUGGAACGCUGCCAUGAGUAGGAUGGCACGUGCUGAGGCCUUUGUGAAUCUUGGUGAACCCACCAUCCCAAUUGCUUAAUAAAAGAAUCAACCAAGAGGAACAUCACAGACUUGUAACUCAAUCGCGGUGCGCGUAGACUAAUGAGGAAUCCUGAGUUUACUGCGUAGAGAAUAGAGUAUGAUGAGUAUUUUCUGAAGCAGCUUUUUGCAGUUGAGUAGAGUAUGGAGAGAGUGUUGCUUCUGGUACUCUUGAGACUUAAAAACAUAAGAGUUGUAUUACAACACUUCUAUUAGAAAGGUUCUUAGCUUAGGUAUCUCAUUUGAGAUGUUUUUGAAUGAUUAUCUCAACAUUUGAGAACCUCAUUUAUUUACAGAGAGUGAUGCUUCUGGUGUUCCA
Brassica napus (rape) is the source of this 1210-nucleotide messenger RNA. RefSeq names its product superoxide dismutase [Fe] 3, chloroplastic-like. The record is from RefSeq and is a predicted model, not a curated record. Gene Ontology annotation, molecular function: superoxide dismutase activity; metal ion binding. Gene Ontology annotation, biological process: superoxide metabolic process. Gene Ontology annotation, cellular component: chloroplast nucleoid. NCBI's taxonomy places the organism in Eukaryota, Viridiplantae, Streptophyta, Magnoliopsida, Brassicales, Brassicaceae. The transcript has 8 exons. The coding region runs from base 101 to 892 and encodes 263 amino acids.